AUGUCAUCUAUGUCUGUUUCGAGCGAACAGAUUAGCGAUCCUGGUGAGGAUGGUCUGCAGACUGGAAUUGAUGCGCAUUUAGAAUCAAACGAGGAUUUUAACUCGAGGAUUGAUCGCAUUAUUAACAAUGCCGCUGCUUUUGAGACAUCUUUAUCUCCAGACGAAGCUGUCGAUUCCUCUUUACUUAUAGCAGAAAGCAUGACGAACCCUAAUGCAAACUGUGAACCUGCGGAAAGAGAUCAAGAUGAAAAUGAUACGACAGAGCUUGUUGUUCUUCAUCCUGACCAUACUGAAGAACUAAAGCAUGAGAAAAAUGCUCAUUUGGAAUUGGGCACUGCAUUGUUUGAUGCUCAACAGGGACUGUCGAAGUUUCAGGGUCAACUUCAGAAAAAACAUGAGGAAAAUUUGGAAAGACAAGCUCGCCGAGAGAAAAUUGACAAGGAGUUGGUAGUUCUUCGUAAGCAGCUAAAGAAGGCCCAAGUCGAUUAUGAUCUGGAAUACAAGAAAAUGACUGCAAUGCGGGAGGAAGUAGACAACCUUGCGUUGCGCCUUUAUUACCUAAACAACGCCAAAAUUGAAGUGAAAAGUGACAUAACCAUCAUGCAGAGAGCCGCCGAAAAGGCCUCGUCAGAACUCUCAAAGGCGGAGCAAGAAAAAUUGCAACAAGAUAUGUUGGCUCAUCGAAUGCAGCGUACAGUUGAUAAGUUGACCGAGGAUUGUGAAUUACUUAAGGAGCAACUGGCUGCAGCAGAGGACGAAGUCAGGGCGGGUGAAAGCAUUCUCAAAGAUAUGGAGAACCAAGUUUUUGGCAUCAGAAUGGAUCGGAAACGUCUGAUGGCUCACUGGACGACCAGCUUGAUUGGACUGCAACGCAGAAACGAGGCCUAUUCGGAACUUAUGAGGGACUUCAAUAAAAAGCAGGAAGAGUUGACUAAGGUGUCGUCUGAAAUUGAGGGCAUCAAAAGAGACAUCACUUUGGAGCAGGAAGCGCAUGAACGACUAACAAUACAACUUCACCGCACCCAGGGAGAGAUCGAUGCCCUGAAUAAGGAACACGAACGUCUCAAAACUCGACACGAUGAACUUCAAAAGGAUUAUACUCAAGCACAACGCAUCAUGGACGAGACAGAUAAGAACUUAGACAGUGCUAAUGCGGUACAAAGACUCGUGACCAGCGAGGUCCCACGGUCUUUGCACUUACAGACACAAAAAAGCCUCGACAACGAGAUGGAUUUGCUGCAGAAACGUCUCGAGAAGGAGCUAACCAAGAAACAUGAACUCGAAAACCAAAUGGACCUUUUGUUGCGCGAAAAAUUAUCCGCUAACAAAGCCACAAUCUACGUCAAGAAAAUGGCCGCCAAUGUUCACGAACAAAGUCGUGAUCUUGAGGCCCAGGCGGUUAUCUUGGAAAACACAUUGGCCAAUGACUCUCUCGCGGUAGCUCAAAUUCAAGCAGAGACGCGCGCCAUGCAGGAACAAGCGCAGGAACUAGACAAAGAGAUCCAGAAACGCACCGAAACCCUCACUAAACUCCAGCUGAACAUCAAACGCGCCAACGCCACUGUCCUGCGCAAGCAGAACAGCAUUGACAUGCUCGGCCAGAAGUUGCAACGCCUUCUCAAGGAGAGCGGGGUAGGUUCACUUGCUGUUUCUUGUGGCUAUUCUGUUAGUUUUGUCUGUGUAACGACAUUCAGAAUUGUUUCCCCCCAGGGUGUCGAAUUGGGUCCGCUGGAGAUCAUGCGGAACCACUUGGUGAAGGGAAUCGCCGCGAAGCAGGAGGAGAUCGGGAACCUGGAACAGCAGUGGCUCAAGGAACAAACGGAUUUGAUGAACAAAGUGAAGGAAAAGGAGAAGUUGGGCGAGGACAUAGCCCGGCAGCAGUGCUGUCUUUCGGUCCUGGCAAAGAAGAAACUUCGACUAGAUUGUAACAUAAACACAAUCGAGCGAGAGAGGACCAAUCUAGAACGCGACGUGGUUCACCUACAGAAUAGCAUGGCGCGCUUGAACAAGAGCAUCUACACGAAGCGCUCCAGUGGGACGGCCCUCGAGCAGGAGAAUCGGCUGGCCGAGGAGGACUUUGUCCGAUCCAUACGCGAAAAGGAGAUGCAGGCUGUGGAGGCAGAAGGUCGCCUCAAGGAGGCCAUCCAGGAGAAGGAGGAUCUGUUAGCUGAGCUGAUUGAAACAGAACGCCACAUAAUGCUGUGGGAGAAGAAGGUGCAGCUGGUCAAUGAGACACGACAUGCCGUCGAUUCAGCUGUUGGCAAGAACGAGCUGAGAGCCAUCCGCAUCGAGAUCCAGCGCAUGGAAACUCGCAAAGCCCAGAUCGCACGUCAACAAGAACAGCUUAUCCAGGCGCUGGAACAGUCCGUUCAAAAGCGGGACACAAUUAUAACUCGAAACGAAAAUGCAAAGGUUGUAAAGGCAAGGCAGGAGUCGAGCAAAACCGCACUGCUUCGGGAAAUUGAGGACCUUCGUUCUAAGAUUGGCGCCACUGAGAAGGCAUGCGCAUGCUUUCUAUUUGGGUUUAUCGAAUUUACGAAUUUGUCGACACCUGCGAUUGUGGAGUACGACGAGGAGUCAGAAAAACUGGAGGCUGAGACCAAACGACUGGAGAAGGACUUGGAGGACAAGUACUUCGCUUGCGAGGCCGUCCGAAAGAGAUCAGCCGAGUUGAACAAGCAGCUGCAAAAGUUGGCGGAGACCCGACAAAAGAAUUUAAUAGAGCUUCAAAUGCGGCAACACGCUUCACGCUACUGGGAACAACUCCUGGCCGGUAGAUACCGCCGACUCUGCCCCACUAGACAAGGAGCCCAGAGCGAACGAGAACGCCAAAUUGGGCGGACGCGUGCAAUGCUUGCGGUGGUGGACCGACUCACCACCGAGUUUCCAGCUAUCAAACAGGACCUCUCAGCUGCGUGGCAGAUACUGACGGACAAGUUGGAGCAGGAAGAGCGCACAGAAAUGCACGAAUCGGAUACCUCCGCGACGUAA
This is a messenger RNA of Mesocestoides corti, 2991 nucleotides long. The record is from the annotation of a GenBank genome assembly. NCBI's taxonomy places the organism in Eukaryota, Metazoa, Platyhelminthes, Cestoda, Cyclophyllidea, Mesocestoididae.